Molecule: messenger RNA, 2252 nt
Organism: Phodopus roborovskii (desert hamster)
Lineage: Eukaryota; Metazoa; Chordata; Mammalia; Rodentia; Cricetidae
Product: zinc finger protein 54-like
Biological process (GO): regulation of transcription by RNA polymerase II
Cellular component (GO): nucleus
Molecular function (GO): DNA-binding transcription activator activity, RNA polymerase II-specific; RNA polymerase II cis-regulatory region sequence-specific DNA binding
Source: RefSeq, a predicted model, not a curated record
CGCAGUCUCCGCGCCGGGCGGCCUGGGAAAGUCACAGUCAGCAGCGCAGUGGCGGGAACAGCAGCCCGGCGGCCCUGGAACCUCCCAGGGCUCACUGAUCACCCAGACCUGCUCACCUGUGCAGCAGAACAAAGAGGCCUGGAAGGAGAGAGGGGACAGUGGCUAAGGAUGCAGGGAAAUGAGCCAUGUGUUCAUUGUUCCUGAAAGAUUAACUCAAAGAAGAAAAACAGUAAGAAAUGGCUAAUUCUCCAGUAAAUAUGUCUCAGGAUGUGUUGACAUUCAGUGAUGUAGCCGUGGACAUCCCACAAGAGGAGUGGGAAUGCCUGGACUCUGCUCAGAAGGCUUUGUACAUUGAUGUGAUGAUGGAAAAUUACAGCAACCUGGUCUUUGUGGAGAAAUAUUGCAAAAUUGAUCCUGUCCAUCACCAUGUGAAGACUAAAAAGGAAUGUUGUCAGUGUAAUGAGCUUGGCAAAGUGCUUCAUGACUCCUCCACAUGUGCACUUUAUAGAACAAGUGAAACUACAGAAAACUUUAAUAACUACAGAUGCAGUAAUCACAGGGAUGCCUCUGUUGAUUCAUCAAACCCAGAUAGACAUGAAAGCAUGCACAGUGGAGAAGAACCUUGCAAAUCCAAAGACUGUGAGAAAGCUUUAAAUUUGUGUUCUAACAUUACUCAAUAUCAGAGACUCUACACUGCAAAGAAAGAUCACAGGCAGGGAGAACAUGAUGACUCUUUCAGCUCUGCAUACAGUCUUUUGCAACAACUAAUCUACAUUGCAGUGAAACCACACCAGUGUGGGAAAUGCAAGAAAUGCUUCAGGACUGCCUCAAGCCUCACUGAACAUGAGAGAAUUCAUACUGGACUUAAACCCUCCCAGUGCAACAAUAGUGAAAAAUCCUUUACCCAGCAUUCCAGUUGUAAAAUACAACAAAGCCUUCAUACUGUGGAGAAACCUUACACACAUAUAGAAUGUGAAAAGUCCUUUUCUUGGCACUCACAAUUUAGAACACACCUCAGUGCUCACACUGAGGGGAAACCUUACAAAUCUGUCAAACGUGACAAGUUCUUUACACAGGACUCACACCUUAGAAGACCUCAGAGAGUUCAUACUGGAAAGAGACCUUACAGUUGUAUGGAAUGUGGCAAAUCCUUUACCAGGGUCUCGCUUCUUAGAAUACAUCAGAGAGUUCAUACAGGAGAGAGACCUUAUACUUGUCUGGAAUGUGACAAAUCCUUUACCCUGAUCUCACUUCUUAGAAUACAUCAGAGAGUUCAUACAGGAGAGAGACCUUAUACUUGUCUGGAAUGUGACAAAUCCUUUACCCAGGUCUCACUUCUUAGAAUACAUCAGAGAGUUCAUACUGGAGAGAGACCUUAUACUUGUCUGGAAUGUGACAAAUCCUUUACCCUGGUCUCACUUCUUAGAAUACAUCAGAGAGUUCAUACAGGAGAGAGACCUUAUACUUGUCUGGAAUGUGACAAAUCCUUUACCCUGGUCUCACUUCUUAGAAUACAUCAGAGAGUUCAUACAGGAGAGAGACCUUACUCUUGUCAGGAAUGUGACAAAUCCUUUAUCCAGGUCUCACAUCUUAGAAGACAUAAGAGAGUUCAUACUGGAGAGAGACCUUACAAAUGUAUGGAAUGUGACAAGUCCUUUGCCUGCAAUUCAGGUCUUAGAACCCAUCAGGGAGUUCAUACUGGAGAGAAACCUUACAGUUGUAUGGAAUGUGACAAAUCCUUUACCCGUAUCUCACGUCUUAGAAGACAUCAGAGAGUUCAUACAGGAGAGAAACCUUACAAAUGUGUGGAAUGUGACAAAUCCUUUAACUGCUCUUCAUAUCUUAGAAGACAUCAGAGAGUUAUACUAGAGAAAGACCUUACAGGUGUACAGAAUGUGACAAAGUUUUUACCAUUUUCACUGAUCUUAGAAGACAUCAGAGAGUUCAUAGUGGGGAACAACUUCACAAAUGUAUGCAAUGUGACAAGUCCUUUAUUCGGAAUUCAGAUCUUAGAAGACAUCAGAGAGUUCACACUGGAAAGAGACCUUACAAAUGUAUGGAAUGUGACAAGUCAUUUACCUGGAAUUCAGAUCUUAGAAAACAUCAGAGAGUUCACACUGGAGAGAGACCUUACAAAUGCAUGAAAUGUGACAAGUCCUUUAUGCAUCACUCAAAUCUUAGAACACAUCAGAAAGUUCAUAUUGUAGAGAAGCCUUACAAAUGUAUGGAAUGUGACAAGUCCUUUGCCUGGG